Ceraceosorus guamensis is the source of this 4441-nucleotide messenger RNA. RefSeq lists its product as hypothetical. The transcript has 3 exons. NCBI's taxonomy places the organism in Eukaryota, Fungi, Basidiomycota, Exobasidiomycetes, Ceraceosorales, Ceraceosoraceae. The record is from RefSeq and is a predicted model, not a curated record. The coding region runs from base 100 to 4344 and encodes 1414 amino acids.
GCCUCAUGACCAGUCAAAUGCCACGCCGUUCGCGUUGAACGCAUCAGGAUCACCUGCAAGGCCACUUGACCCAGAAUUGCGCACUCAUCUUCCUUCGCCAUGACUGUGCCUCGUCCUGUCAUGAACGCCUCCUUCUCAGAGACAGAGGCGAGAGGAAGAAGCGAUGGGAGCAAUUACCUGCCUGGUCUGCAACACAUCUUUCAAAGGCACGGUGGCGAAGCGGAGGCGGCUUUGCCGGUGCAUAUUCGGGGUCGAAGAGAUGCCGGGCAUCCUGCGACGUCGUCGAUAACAACGUUGCCGCAAGGGACUUUUGGUAGAUCUUCGAGCAGUCCACUCAGCUCCCCUCGGACGAAUACUUCGCCGUGGCCCGGAAACGAAGCUGGAAGCAUGCCGAUGUCCCCGAACUAUUCGGCAUCUUCAGCUCAGAGCGCAACGACGGUCACUUCGACCCCUUGGGGCCCUCCUCCGCGGGGCGGUCCAACACCUCUUAGCCCCGCACCUCUCAUGUCUGCGAAAGCUCGAGGAAAGCAGCGGAUGGAUGAGCAGCUGUCAGCACUGCCAGAUGUUGUCGACCAGCCAUCAAAGCCGGCAACGAGACCAGAAUGGUCUUCCAUACCCAGGGAUCUGGAAGAUGUGCGGCGCGCGGGCUCCCAAGAUGAGGUUGAAGGUCACACUGACUCGACACGGCGCGCUUCUAGGGAGCGAAAGGCGAGACAAGCCGGCCAGCACAGUCAAAGCACUGAUGCAGAGAGCAGCGCAUCGGCAAUACCUGGCAACUCGCAAGAAGAAGGCAUCGGUAGCGUUCCUUCCACUCCGUCAUCAUACGAGCAAAGAUUCGGGGCCGGGGAGCUUGGGGCGAGCGACUUCAGUCCACUCGAGCGAGUGCUCACCCCCGAACAAGCUGAAUUGCAGCAACGAGAUCGUGAGCGACGCAGCCACAGCCUGGAGCUCGAUCGUGAGCUAGUGCGGCAAAGAAGUACCAGCAUGAGCGUAGCGCUGGGCAAGAGUCUCGACGCUGGUGGAGGACCUUCCUCGGCAGCUCACACUCGUAGUGUUCAGCGGAACAACUCAGAGACUCUUGCUGCUCUUCAUUCCGCGCGGUCUAUAUCGUUUCCGGAUGCUACGCCGUCCGCUCUAUUAGCAGCCAGCAACCGGCGGUCGCAAAGCACGCUCAUGGGACCGUCGACCUCGUCUGGGAUUGGCAACAUCCUCGAGCCUGGUGCGAACAGCCUUGUGCCCACAUCAGCAGCAUCGAGAAUGCAUCUGCGGCUUGCUACUUCCCCAUCCUCGCCUGCUCGAACACGGUCAAAGAGCGUGCCAGCUACGCCAAAAGGUCUUGCAGCGCCUGAUCAACGAAACAAGCUGCUAUCAUUCUUGCCUGGCGUACUGCCAGAUGGAAGACUUUCGGCAGCAGAGAUCCCACCACGCACCUCUUCACAUUUCUACGAACCCUUUUUCGCCCCUUUCGAGGGCAAGGAGACCAGUCCACCUCUGUGGAGACGCGAAAGGCCGAUCAGCGGAGCUGGUGGCAGUGGCCGCAUCAGUGCACUGUCGCACAUAUGGAGCAGCGGGGACUGGUUUACGACGCAGCAGCUGCUGGAAGGGAUCGAGAUGGAUCGUCGUGACUACGGUGAGAAUGCGCCAGACUUGCGGUCUUACUCCACCUUGUUCGCAGCCCAGACAAGGGCCGAGAUGCUGCACCAUCUAGAAGCGCUCGACGCCCUACAACCUCGUUUGCCCGCGGAUACCAAAGCUUUACGGCCUCUUCGUCUGCGGUCCACCCUCGCGCAGGUGCAUCAUCGACUAUUGCUGCUAGUGUCGUAUGCGCACGUCCCAGCGACCAUCUUCCUAGACUACAACGCCAUUUACACGCUCGUGCAAUUGGCGAUCUUUCCUUCAACGCCGGGCACAGCCGUGGCUUGGUGGGUCGCUGCAGGUGUCUAUGCCGCAUUCACGAUCUUCUGGCUCGCAGGAAUCGUGGUGAUAUGGGAAGGCUUGGUCGCGUACCGGCGUAUUUGGACAGAGCCACGACCCGCGGUUCUGCCAAUCUACUUGUCAAGCGCCGUCUUCACCUUGUCGUCUAUCAGAUCUUUUUCGCUGUAUUCUCUACUCUAUCGAGUCAGAUGCUCUGCACGCCCGGUUGAUGCAGCAUUGGAGACGAUGUGGUACUACCGCCAGAAUUGGCCCACGGUCGCCACCCUAGCGCCUCGCGCGAUCAUAUGUGCAGUCGUUCUGGCGCUCUACCAUCCAUUCAGUCCCUUCGCCGCGCUUAAUGGCAGGGACAGCACCUACUUCUCUCAAGAACGCGAUGAGCUGACGACCUUUGCGUACGUUGUACUCAUCAUCAACGCAUCCUGGGCUGCUUGGCGAUUGCUGCUUGUGCUGGCGUCAGCAACGCUACUCUAUGUGGGUGAGCGAUACCAAAGGCGGCGUCAGCUCAAGGGCUCUGCGACAGAGGAUCGUCGUGCAGCGUCCACAGGCACAGAUCGUCGGUAUAGCGCAUAUCGCGAUUUCGAUGACGCGCGAACCCAAUCCAGAGCUCAUAGCAGGACUGGGCUGCUGGCCAACUUCACCAAGAGAGAUGUGGAGAAUGGCUGGCGAAGCAGAGCUCAAGAUCGGGUUCGCGAUACAUUAUUGGAAUUCGGUCUGACAAGGGCGACGCAGAUCGUGGACGAGUCUGCUGCCCAAGUGACCUCAGCAGAGGCCUUAGAAAAAGGAGAUGGGCAGGAACGCGAUGAUGCUCAUCCGUCGCAGCUCAGAGCGUACGAGGCAAAUCCGACAGGCUCUAUGCCACUCAUAACAGAGCCCCGGCCCGCUCACCCUGGAGAUUGGGCGGAAGCGAUGUACGAAGAAGCCUCGCGAUCACUGGUCUCACCCAUUCAAGCCCCAUCUUCCAGCGGGAAGCUCUCUCAACAACGCGAAGCCUCGUCAGCUCUGUCUGAGGCAGACGUCGCUCGGCUCCCUGCUGCCUCCAGCACUUCUCUGCUCAGUGCGCCUGCACUCAUUGGAGCUACUGGCAGCUUGCCUCUGGCUGUGUCGAGCGAGCCUACUCUAGCACCCUUGACUGCUCGCGAGGACACUGUCUCGCUACCUCGAGGAAGCAGCAAGCGUGCUCGAGACUCUGAUGACUCUCUGGAGAUAAUCGAAGACGCCGCUGUUGCGCCGACCGGCCCGGACUCUUCUGCCAGCACUUCAGUCGCACAAAGUCAAGGUAGCAGCCCGAGAGUGAAGGGCAUCGCAUCUGUACAUUCGCCACGCGUGUCCGGUGAGCGAUCGAACGGGAGCGGUGCUGGGACGCCCGAAGCCAGGGCGAAAGACCUCGAGUCCGCUCAAAAAGGUCUAGUGUCUUCGCACGACUCUAAUGGAAGCAAACCUGGUCGACGAGGUCGCGCGACAUCUUCAGUGUCGUCUCUUGCCGAAUCUCUCAGAAACGCUUUCAGUCGGACUACUACAAGCUCCGGCGAAGGUUCACCAGCUGUAGCUGCAGCGUCAAAUCCCGACUUGCCCGAAGGAGCGCCUCCGGUGCCAAAUCUGCCACCAGGCUGGUCAGUAUCGUCUGCUGCGCCUGUCAACAAAGGAGCCAGAAAGGAUGAUCCAUCCUCCUCUUUGAGCAUGAAUGAGCCGCAGCCAACCCCUUGGUGGUCGCCGUUUUUGCCAAGCAAAUCAAGUCGUCCCAGCACAGCGGAAAGGGAAGCUGUCAUCGAUGAGCACAGCGGCGAGGCUGGAAGCAGGACUGGCGACACUCAAUCGACUUUGCAGGGUGUAUCGGAAGUAUCAGGGGACAAGAGCACUCGAGAAAAAAGCUCUCGCGUCAGACCACCUCCAGUCUCGCCCGGGCAGUCCCUGCGGAGGGUCGAACCUAGCGGCGAGACUGAGCCGCCGUCGCCUGGACCAAGCGCCCACACAACGGAAACGACAUCCACGGAAGAUUCCGAUGAGAGGCGCUUGUGGAAUUCGUUUCCAGAGCAAUCCCGUCGUCACCCCCCUGGCUUGAUCGCGCUCGAGCUGGAGCAAAAACGCGUCGAGGCUUUGGCAAAGCGGGACCCAGAACGCACCCCAACGCUCUCCACCGCGGACCGAGUCGAUGGAGCCGCAUCUUCAAGAUUCGACCUAGGAACUUCACCUGCCCUUUCUCUAUCUGCCCUCACGCCGGUCGACCUGGUCUCUUCACCCGACUCAGAGCGAGGCGGGCUUGGAGGGUUUCCCGCGUCACAAGCUACGGAGCUCUCUGUAAGCCCUUCGCAGGGCGGAUUGAUACCCAUCAAGGAAGAGUCUUGGAGCUCAAGUUUGGAUUCUGCAGCCAGUAAAGAGCCAUCACCUACAUCAUCUCAAUUGAAGCAUUGAUUCUUCCAACCAACAAGCGAGCCUGGCGAUUUCCACUGCACGAUCUUUGUUACGCUGCAAUGCUCCAUUUUGUCUUCAACGAUGGCCUACGUGCCCA